Messenger RNA from Cyprinus carpio (common carp), 714 nucleotides. RefSeq names its product cytidine deaminase-like. The transcript has 4 exons. Gene Ontology annotation, molecular function: zinc ion binding; cytidine deaminase activity. Lineage: Eukaryota; Metazoa; Chordata; Actinopteri; Cypriniformes; Cyprinidae. The record is from RefSeq and is a predicted model, not a curated record. The coding region runs from base 99 to 569 and encodes 156 amino acids. Gene Ontology annotation, cellular component: cytosol.
CACACGCACACACACACACACACACACACUUACACAACUUGUGACUUAAAGACAUGAAGUGCCUGGUUCUUUAAACAGAGUCUCCAGUUAGCAGCAUUAUGAAUCGCUAUAACCCAGAAGCACUUGUUCGGAAAUCUCAGGAAGCCAGAAAUCAGGCAUACUGUCCCUACAGCAAGUUCAGAGUUGGAGCAGCUGUCUUAACAAGCAAUGGAACUGUGUUCACAGGUUGUAAUGUAGAGAAUGCAAGCUACCCUCUUGGACUGUGUGCUGAGAGGACUGCUAUCUCUAAAGCUGUGUCUGAGGGACAUACCAGGUUCAAAGCCAUUGCAAUUGCAAGGUAUUUCAGUAUAUAUAAAUGGACAAAUAAUGUUUCAGCUUCCACUGAUACUGCCAUACAACAGACUGUUUUUAUGUCAUCUGUCUUGCAGUUUGGCUCACAGUGGGACGUUUAUCUGUCAAAAUCUGACGGAUCUUACAAAGUGAUGACAGUGGAGGAGCUCCUGCCCUGUUCAUUUGGCCCUGAUGACCUGAGGGCAACAGAAAACACUGUUGGCAAUUCGAAACUGUAAUAUAAAUGAAGCUAUAAGCCACGUUACAAGCCAGAUGUACAGGAUAAACAGAUUUAAAAUGUAUUGAAUGGAUGUAUAGUUGUAUUAUUUCCCAAUUAAAAAAAAAAAAAAAAUUUAAACGAAUAAACAAUAACCAUAUUCUUAA